Anthonomus grandis grandis is the source of this 1018-nucleotide messenger RNA. RefSeq lists its product as uncharacterized. The coding region runs from base 127 to 492 and encodes 121 amino acids. The transcript has 2 exons. The record is from RefSeq and is a predicted model, not a curated record. NCBI's taxonomy places the organism in Eukaryota, Metazoa, Arthropoda, Insecta, Coleoptera, Curculionidae.
GAUGCUUGGAAUCGUAUUGCUGAUAAUUUGCAUGUACCUGUAAAUGAACUAAAAAAGAAAAAGGAAUCGCUUAUGGCUACCUUUAGAUUGCAUCAUAAAAAGAAAAUGCAGUGUAUAAAAUAAGGCAUGAGUGAGGAUGAGCUCUACAAUCCCAUUUGGCCAUUCUACGAGCCUUUGUACAGCUUUCUGAAGGAUGUGUAUGAGUGCCGAAGCUCAAUUAACACUGAGGAUAAUAGUGCCUCGCAAUCGACAUAUACUGAAGAGCAAACAAGCACUGAUAUAGACUUAGAAUCUCCGGUAGCUGUGGCCAACAGUUACUCCAAAAUUGUUCCUGAGACUAGCAGCAACUCCGAAACUAAUAAAAUAAAAGUACCGGUUGUUAAGCGCCGUGCGAAAGACUCGCCAGAAUUAGCAGAGGCCAGUAGAGAGAUGUCAAAAGCUUUUACCGCAUUAAACCAAGCCCCUGACAAAAAAAACUGCCAGAUAAGAUGAUGAUUGUCACUUGUAUGGUACACUUCUUGCAACAAAAUUGAGGAAGUUUUCUGAGAGUGAAAGAGAAGAAAUAAUGUUGGACAUAGACAACAUGAUAAUAAAGAGACGACAAAAUAAGCAAAAUAUUCACACUCAUUUAUACACACACACUCGUUUACACACACAGGCACUUUGCAAAGUUCAGAUGAAUCUGAAUGGUCAUAUAUAUCCGAUUCAGCACAGAGCCAUUCUUCAUCAGUAAACGUAAAUCGUUCAACUUAUAACCCUUAUCAAGCACCAACUCAACGGCUUCAAAUACUUUCCAAUGAAAUUUUACCUGUCCAAUUUAUACAACCGUCAUCAAAUAUACAGCCAGAAUCUCGUGUCUAUACUUAACUACCAGAAAUGUCUCCAGAGUCUAAUGAAACGUACAAUAUUUCUUUGCAAUCCCCGUCAAGCAAUUCCCAAGAUAUUGUAUAUGAGGCAUAUAAAAAUGCAUAAAAAAAUUAAAUAAGUUUUAUUUACCUUAAUCAUAUCUUUCAGAACU